AUAUAUAUAUAUGUAUGAGUUGAUUUGUUUUCACGUUCCAACAAUAGAAGGAUUCAAAGGACGCGCAAAUAGAAAACUACACGCACGCACCUCCAAUUCUAGUACCAGUAAUGGUAGUCCCCAAAUAUUUGCUCUCCAUUCUUCAGGCCCGGCUCGGCCCCGACCCGAACCUACCCGUUCUCGGCAUCCUCGCCUUCGAGGCUGCCUCCGCCAUGUCGCGCCUCGUCUCCCUCAGCAAUUUCCUCUCCGGCCCCGAGAUCCUCCGCCUCCGCUCCGACACCAUGCGCUCCGAUGGCGUCGCGUUCCUCGUCUCCACCAACCAGUCCUUCCUCCUCCGCCUCGCCUGCGCCGAGCUCGUUGCCGAUCUCGACCGUGCCGCUUCUGCCGCCGCACGCCUCGGCUUCCGAUCACGCGACCCCUUCCUCUCCAGAUUCAACCGCAUCUACGCCGACGCCAAGGAGGGGAACUUCGACUGCAUCGAUUGGAUCGGAAUUGAGAAAAAGGCCGGCACGAGGGUGAAGAAGAUGGAGCGGCGUGUCGCGGCAACAGCGAGGUUGCACGCGGAGAUGGACGUGUUAAACCAGCUGGAGGCAUCGGAGAGGAGGAUGAAGCAAUGGAUGCAGCACAGCAGGCCGACAGCGGUGCAGAAGCCGGACCCGGCCGUUGAUACGCUGCGGAAGAAGCUCAAGGAGCAGCGACAGCGAGUGCGCCGCCUAGUAGACGAGUCGCUGUGGAUCGAGACCGUCGACAAGGCGGCCGACCUCAUGGCCAAAUCCGUGCUCUCGAUCCUCGCUAGGAUUUCUACCGUCUUCGGCCAUGUCGUGCCCAGUUUGCCGCGCAUAACGGCCAAUCGUGGUCGCAGUUACAGUCCCAAAGCGAAACACUCGUCGGGGCCGCUGGAGCGAUCGACGCCGAUUAGCGCGGCAGUGAGGCACUCCGCGCCGCUUUUCGUACACAAAGAAGUGACCUCGAAGCCUUUCGAAGAUCUAUCUAGGGUUUUGGAGCCGCCGUCGAAGACCGUAGGCGGGUCCGGCAUGGCGCUACUGUACGCGAACGUGAUUGUGUCUGCGGAGAAGCUCUUAUUGGCGAAGUCGGCAAACGGACCGUCGGAUGAAGAAGAUAUGAACGCGACGAGAGAUGAGCUGUACAUGAUGUUACCGGAGAGGAUUCGGGCGGUGACGAAUGCGAAGCUAAGGGAAUACGUGAAGAGGGAAGCAGCGACGGCCGGGGGAGUGGACGGAGCGGAGGCGGAAAGGUGGAAAAGGAGGGUGGAGAGCACUCUGAAGUGGCUGGGGCCGGUGGCACACGACACGGUGCGGUGGCAGCAGGAGAGGCAGAUGGACCGGCAGCAGCGGUUCAGCACGCGGCCGAGGGCGGUGAUGCUGCAGACGCUGCACUUUGCCGACCGCGACAAGGCGGAGGCUGCCGUCGUGGAACUGCUCGUCGGGCUCAGUCGCAUUUGCUGGUGCGAUGAGCGGCCGCGCGAGUUGCCGAGGCCGGCGGAAUUUUGAUGCUCGGAUGAAUGGGAAUCGGAUACUGUGUAUACAUAUAUAGUAUAGCUAGAUAUGAAAAAUACAGGAAUUUGCAAGGAUUGAUGGUGUAGUAGUUUGUUGUAAUGAAUUCAUUGAUUGAUUUGUUUCCAUACAUGUUAAGAUUUACACAUACGAGAAUGACAGAGUUGAAUUUUUAA
Ananas comosus (pineapple) is the source of this 1690-nucleotide messenger RNA. RefSeq lists its product as uncharacterized. The transcript has a single exon. Bases 111 to 1511 code for a protein of 466 amino acids. The record is from RefSeq and is a predicted model, not a curated record. Lineage: Eukaryota; Viridiplantae; Streptophyta; Magnoliopsida; Poales; Bromeliaceae. Gene Ontology annotation, biological process: positive regulation of growth.